GUCAUAAUGUUAUGCCUGAUCAGUGUAUGCUGUUAAGCCAUGGGUGCCAAGUCCUGGUCCUGGAGAUCUCCCUUUUAAAAGUGUUUUGUUUAACAUACCUAAUGAGAGGUUCUAAGGUGGCAGUGUCAACACAGCAAUAGAACAACACAAGUGUUCAUGUACUGUUACAUAAAUGUGACCAUUCCAGUCCGACUGGUAAAUCAUUUGAAUCGAAAGUAAAGUGAACUUGUUUGGUUUGUCACACUGCAGCAGUCCGGAGGAAUACGGAGGUUGUGUUUGUGUGUGUUUUGGUGAUUUUUACCCUUUAAUGUAUUGUAAUAAUAUGUUACAAUACAUUGAUCCUGUAACUCAACAGGAUAUACAUGUAGAUCUACACCAUGAGCUUCAUCCUGCUGUGUGUUCUGUCGGCAUAGUGAAGACAACAAGAGCAGAGCAGCACACUCUGCAGUAUUUGUACACACUGCGUUCAGCAGAGUUUGAAAUUACGACAGUGUUUGACGGUCUCAUCAUCUCUCACUGUGAGAGCCCCAGUUUCAGAGAUCAGUCCAGACAGGAGUGGAUCCAUCAGGCUUUCACUGCUGAAGAGUGGACGCACAGAGACCAGUUCUGUGAGGCAGAAUAUUUUUUCCACAAGACUCUAAUAGACAAGAUUCAACAGAUAAUCAACACAACCAAUGGUUUGAUCCAGAGAGAGAGAAGCUGUACUGUAGAUGAUUCAGAAGUCUCUGUGAGUGACAGGUGGGGGGUGGAUGCUGAAGAUUUUCUGACUUUGGAUCCGGUCACUCUGAAAUGGCGUUCUGAGUCUUCACUGGCGAGAACAGCACGAUCAGAAUUUAACCAGUUGAAGUUCAUGAUUCCGUCGCUGAGGGACUUUCAGCUGAAUCAGUGUAAACCAGCUCUGAUGAAGCUGAAGAAGAAGAAAGCAGACUAUCUGAAACAAAACAUGCGUCCUGAUGUAUAUGUUUUUAGCAAGUCUUCUGAUGACAGGGACACUGUAUCUCUGCGAUGUCAUGUCAGUCAUAAGUAUUUACCAGGAAUUCGUGUUCGGCUGACUCUGGAUGGAGUGGUAGUGGACAAAAAUGUUGAUAUCUCCGGUCCAGCUCCGAAUAUGGAUGACUCACUUCAAAUCAGACUUCAGACAGAGACCAGCAUGAAACAACCUGACCGAUAUCAUUGUAUGGUGGACACAGACAAUCUACAUAUUUCUAUUGGAUGGGAUGGCCAGACACUGGACAAAAAGACUCUUCACCAAGAGCAUGUCUUUAAAGAGUUUGGAUUGCAUUACCUUGCAUAUAUUGGCAUUGCCGUUGUGUUGGUCCUCACCGUUGUUGUAAUUACAGUCCUUGUUGUUGUGGCUGUUAACGCUGGGAUCUUUGUGGGCAAAAAAGAUUACGCAAAAAGGAAUAAAAGUAUCAAUAAUGUAGUGCAGUUUUUCAUCCUAUUGGUUCAAAGUGAAGAACAGUGGGAAAGACAAGCUGAUGAUGAGUACUAUGGGCCCAGAAGGUUUAACUACAGGAAUUCUCAGAGCUAAUAACAGAGCUAACUUGUAACCUGAACAUCACAUGAUAAGUAAAUCUACAUGUGUUUGUUUCAUGUGUUUACCU
This is a messenger RNA of Colossoma macropomum (tambaqui), 1604 nucleotides long. RefSeq names its product hereditary hemochromatosis protein homolog. Gene Ontology annotation, cellular component: external side of plasma membrane. Bases 308 to 1531 code for a protein of 407 amino acids. The record is from RefSeq and is a predicted model, not a curated record. NCBI's taxonomy places the organism in Eukaryota, Metazoa, Chordata, Actinopteri, Characiformes, Serrasalmidae. Gene Ontology annotation, biological process: immune response. The transcript is spliced from 6 exons.